GGGAGGCGGGGUGCGCUCGGUUCUGCUCAACGCAGGACGCAGGAGACAAGUCGCUCUCCAAGGUGCUGAAAGUCGGAGCGCUCCGUCUCUCGCCUCUCGGCGAUGAACCUCGACUGCAGAAUCCAGUGACGACCUGCUUCAAACGUGCCUGCUAAAAAAAUCCACACUUUUUUUUUCCAUUUCUGGAUUUUUUUUCUUUUCUUUUCCCUUUUUUUUUUUUUACUUGGAUGUACACGCGCAUAUGUGCAAUGAACCCGACAUUUACCUGCAUCAUCUGGAAAUACCAAACGGACUCUGGAUUCUAGGGGGGGGACGCUACAGAUGAUUUGUCUUGCAGUCUUUCCAGCCUUCCUUUCCCCCCCUGUCUGCGCCGCGUGCUGCCGAACUGCAACAUUGUCUCGGAAAGGUAAGUCGGAUGAGGAUGAUCACGGAGAAGACCUACUUUUUCCGUGGAUGUCAUUUUUCUUGAGCUGGAAGGAGCGAAGCAGGGGGCUGCUCGUUUAUUGCCUUUAAGCCCAUAAUCCAGGACGCAAAGUGGAGGGGGGGAUACAAUAUCCUUUGGAGCCUGGUGAAUUUAUCGCGUGGAUUGAGGGAAGUUYGCAACGACCAAGGCGACUAUCUGAUCUGUUCCAGCCCUCUGCAUGCUGGCUUUACACUGAGAGGAUAUCACCCAAUUUCACCGCGACCAUACAUGAUGAUGAUGAUGGUGAUGAUGGGGGUGCUGAUAAUGAAGAGCUGGACGGAUCGGCAGAGGAUACCCGGAGCUUAGGGAGGGGGGAAAAUGUCAUCCACGCGUUCGUGUUGAAUGUGGAUGUCGUGAUGCCGCGGGGAAGGAUGCGCCCUCACCUCUCGGCCGCCUCCGUCCUCCUCCUCCUGGCCCUGAUGAGCGUGGCGUCUGCGGCCACCGUGGGGAACCCGGAGGAUUACACCGCGGACGAGGCGGAGCGCACCGCCGCCGACAACAUGGUCUUCGACGACUACCGGGGCAAAGGCUGCGUGGACGACAGCGGCUUCGUGUACAAACUGGGGGAGCGCUUCUACCCGGGACACUCGAACUGCCCGUGCGUGUGCACGGAGGACGGGCCCGUGUGCGACCAGCCCGAGUGCCCGAAACUGCACCCCAAGUGCACCAAAGUGGAGCACAAUGGAUGCUGCCCCGAGUGCAAAGAGGUGAAAAACUUUUGCGAGUACCGAGGGAAAACGUAUAAAAUACUGGAAGAAUUCAAGCCGUCGCCCUGUGAAUGGUGCCGCUGCGAACCAAAUAACGAGGUACACUGUGUGGUGUCAGACUGCGCCGUCCCAGAGUGUGUCAACCCUGUGUACGAGCCGGAGCAGUGCUGCCCCAUCUGUAAAAACGGUCCAAAUUGCUUUGCUGGAACAACGAUCAUCCCAGCCGGAAUUGAAGUAAAGGUGGACGACUGCACCAUCUGCCGCUGCCACAACGGAGACUGGUGGAAGCCAGCGCAGUGCUUUCGGCGGGAGUGCCUCAACGGCCAGUCGUUGUCAUAGAGAGACUCCGCUGGGGAUGGGGGAUAAGCUCAGGCAAGGCUCUGCCUACUGCGCCAUUUUGUAUGAUUGACAGGGCAGGAGCACAAUUCUUACAAAAACAAAAAAAAAUAACAAAAACAAAAAGGAAGACAGUUUCGAAUUGGAGAGAUGUUCUCACAAGCUUCACACAGAUACAAAUUUAGCCAGAGAGAAGACGAUGGAACUUGUCUUACGGCUGUUUCCACCCUGCAGUUUUACUCGCCCUAUAUAUUUUCAAAAGUUGACUCGCUGCUUUCACUCGGAAAGUUUCUAAGCUCCUUGAACUCUUUCCAAACCACUGGCAAUGUUCCGUUGCCCAAGUCRAUUUCUGUAUGUAUGUCAUCAGCUUGUUGUAGAUGUCUGCCACAACCACAAAGGCGUUGUAAAGUUCCAACAGCAGGAAAAGACGAAACGAGAACAAAACGAAAGCACACUUUACUGCACUUUCCUUCUGCUUGUGCUACAACUGACAUUGCAGAUGAACUUGAGUUCCACGUCACUCUAAGAGCCUGUUUACAAAAUGCACAUUAAAGUAUGUCUUCAUAAGACUUUUUUAAUCAACAUGGCUAAUGCUUACCUCUACAUGAUGCUACAUCUUUUAAAUCAUUCUAACCCAUUUUUUGUCAACAUUUCUUUUUUUUGUUGUUGUUGUUGCAUUCCUGUUUACCAGCAGUACAAAAAAAUAAUAAGUCUGUAAUAUCGUGUGUAGCUGCAGAGCAACUUGAAGCCACUGCAUCCUUUGAAGGAGCAGGAACUACACCCAAAGAACUCUGGGCAACCUCUUCCAGACCCAAUUGAUCUUAUUGUUUUCUCACUGAGGCCCAUACCCUCCAAAAUAUCCCCAACUAACUAACUGCUUGAACKUGUUAUCAAAGCAGUUAGUGAGCCAACAGCAGCCCACUUUAAUUUUCCUUAAUCAGGAGUAUUCUGUGAUAAAUCAUCCAGCUGGGUGCUUGGCRCAGCCUGCAUGCUGGGCACAUUCAGCAAGAAACCAGCAGACAAAAGAAAGSGAUCUGCAUAUGGCUAAAUGCAUUUAGGCAGCAUUCACAAGCGUAACAUCCAUGUAAAGAAACAUGCACAGCAUUCAUCCACUGCCUCUGGCCCAGCACGUUCUGCACCCACUGAGGCACUUAAACCUCAUAGAAAAGCCUUGUUAAGAUACAAAGCUCCUACAUAUACUGCAGCAAAUGUAACAAAGUGUCAUUCCCUCGUUUUCUUGAAAACGUAAGAAUGCCUCAGCUGACGUGGCGCCACUAAUGUAGCCGAGGCUACAGCAUACAGACAAGUUAAUGCAUAGCUUUGACAUUUCUCAGACCGAAGUGGCUGACAAGUGGUCCAGUUCAAAAAUAAAAAAAUAAAAUAAAAUAAAAUAAAGCAGCCACCUAGGCCCCAUAAACGGGAACAUUUUUGAAAUGAUAAAUACUAGUCAUUAAUCCAAAGGUGAAUUUCUGUUAGCGCUCACCAUUCAUCACCAGAACUUUUUUCCCUUUUUUUCAUUUCUAGAAAAUCUGUUUCUGUUAACCUUUUAGACCCUAUUUCUGUGCAGUGAUGGAUGAGCUGCUUAAUAGCAGCUUCUAGCRCUCUGUAAUGAGACAGAAAUGAACUUAGGAUUAAAGACCAAUGGCUAAACAGGUGUAUUACCUUAAAAGGCACUAAAACUAAUUUUUGAAAGAACUCAUGGUAGAAGUUUACUGCAUAGACGCAGAGUCUGCGAUGAAAAAAAAAACGGGACAUAAAUUUAGAAAAGUUCCGUCUUAAGAGCAACAAUAGAGUUUGUGUCAUUUUUAUCGUUGAGCUGCAGUGAUGUAGUAUCUUUCAGGGUGCAAAGACAGACCUAAUUUAUCUGGUGUGAGGUCUGCAGGCUCAUAAAACAAAACUGACACAAAUGUGGUUUAUCAGUCACAGCCUUGGUGCUCCAGACAUUCUGGCAUUAUUAAAGGAGAUUCAUUCAUCAUAAUUGCUUUAAAUGCCACAUAAUUAUUCAACACGUGCUUAUAUCCAGAAGAAAAGGGGGUGAAAAAAAUCAGGAAUUGCUUCAUAGAGGGUCACAACAGAGACAGACCGAAGUGAGAGUUGACAGGACUCAAAGGCAACGCUGCCACCACAGAUGCCUUAUUGCUGCCGUUUCAGAUAAGAUUCGCGAAGCAUGGCCUUUGGCAUCACUCAAAAUAAAUAAAUCAGACUGCUUUAAGUUUGUUUCACCUCGCUUUGCAAGGGUUUACUGUCAUGUAUUUCCCCCCUCAAACUACUCAUUGUUUUAUCCUAAGACAUUCCAGAAACAGCCAGCGGGUUCAACACAAGUACAAGGACAAGUACAGUUCAUCCACAGCUGAAACUCAAUAGGCCUGUUCUAAAACACGCUAGAAUUUGAUAGAGGUGAAGAAAAAAGAAAGGAAAAAAAAUAGAAAGUGGCAGAUGUGAUUCGCAAACUAAAGCUCGAGUCUUACAGCAAUGUGACUUUGUACUGAUUGUUCUCAAACACGCAUUUCCACCGUUUCUGAAGUGCACAACAUUUAGCAAACUAAACUGAGUGAAGAAAGGCUUCUCGUUUUCUUGACUUUGCGAGCUGCUCUCAUUGGGUGAAGUGCUUGUCAACAGAAAGUUAAACAGUCGAGGCUUAGAAUAAAUGUUCCUCCACGCAUCAGAGCCGAGUUGUUUUCCAGGCCGCUCUCAGACUCUCAGAGACCAAAUAAAACAGCGAAUUGUUAAAGCCAGAGGAAUUCAGAUUCACUGCAGCAGAUGAGAUGCAGGAAUGCAGCAGGUCUGCACGACUGCACAUGCUGCACUUUAAGUAAAUGUUCCUGCUUACGUACCAUUGACAUACAGCUGUAGGUUGUUAUUUGACAGAAGAGGCUGUCUUAAAAAAAGAAAAAAAAGAAAAUGAUGUUGCACAUCUGCUAUCCUCCACUGUAGGCAGCUCAGUAUCCCCCCACAACCAGACCAGAGGGAAUUACAUUUCACCUUGCAAAUAUAUGAAAGGACAGAUCAACCAUUUAGUUUGUCUUUGUUAACUUUCUGCCAAGACAUUUCUUCUUUUGUCUGUCUGUAAAUGUCCAUUCAGAUGAUUCAAUCUGUCCUUUCUCCAUCACGGCAUCCACAAGCUUGUACAGCUUCACCCACCGCUCACUUUUUCCAUGAGACACCAACUUACUGUAGCUGGAAACUAUAAAAGAUUCUGUUAUUUUGCGCUCUUGUCUUGCCUUUUUUUGUUUGUUUGUUUUUUUCCCUGCAACAAAACUGUUACAUAACGUGUGCCUGAAAACCAACACAGAUGUGGUAAAGAAAGAUUAAAACACUGUUAUUAUACAAUCAAUUGUAUUUUUUUUCCUUUGGGAGCACCAAGGAUUUGUUCAUGUUUCAAUUAUGUUCCAAACUAUGAGCAUUUUUGAUGAUAUAUAAAUUCUUAAGUUUAAAUGUAAUCUUAAUGAACAAAAAAAUAAUAAUUUCCAAAACAACCCUUGGUGCUCCAUAUGUUGUUUAUAUGUAAAUAUCUUCAAAUGUAAAAUGUGUAUUCUGAAAUUUAAGGUGGAGUAAAACAAUGAUAUCAGAAAUAA
This is a messenger RNA of Austrofundulus limnaeus, 5081 nucleotides long. RefSeq names its product von Willebrand factor C domain containing 2 like (gene vwc2l). The transcript is spliced from 4 exons. Gene Ontology annotation, cellular component: AMPA glutamate receptor complex. Bases 820 to 1509 code for a protein of 229 amino acids. The record is from RefSeq and is a predicted model, not a curated record. Lineage: Eukaryota; Metazoa; Chordata; Actinopteri; Cyprinodontiformes; Rivulidae. Gene Ontology annotation, biological process: negative regulation of BMP signaling pathway. Gene Ontology annotation, molecular function: protein binding.